AUGGACAACAACACGACGUCGCAGUACGACUCGGCCUCAGACUCUGACAGCAAAGAGAAGACCCAACGUCACCCGACUUCGUCCGAGAUAUUCUUUACUCCAGAGGAGCGCCAGUUCCGAAGGCACUACAGGAUGGUCAAGUCAGAGUUCUGUCUCAAGGAACUAAUCAAGCAUUACAACAAGCUGGUCCUGAAAAGCAAACCGCCUGAGGAGGUUGUGGAGACAGAAUCGAAUGCUUCACUCGAUUUCUCUUUCAUGGAUUUCCCGAUCCUGGAAGAUCCCACCGAGGAUCUGAGACACGCAUUCCUGGCCAAGAAGUACAAGUACCUGCUGGAUGGCAUCGCUUACCUGAUCCAUUGUCCAGAGAAGCCUUACCUGCUGAUCC
Molecule: messenger RNA, 385 nt
Organism: Candidula unifasciata
Lineage: Eukaryota; Metazoa; Mollusca; Gastropoda; Stylommatophora; Geomitridae
Source: the annotation of a GenBank genome assembly